AUGGAUGCAGCUCAGCGCGCUAAAGAUGCCACGAUGGACACAGCCCACCAGGCUCAAGGUGCUGCAUCUCGAGCAGCCAGACAAGUCGAAGAAGGUUUCGAAGAUGCUGGAACUCGAGCCGGUGAAAAUAUCGGAUCGGCCUAUGAUCGGGCAAAGAACUUGGUCACUCAGACCGGCGAUCAGGCGGAAGAACAAGCCCGACAGGCAAAAGCGCAGGCUGAAGAAGCUGCUAAUCAAGGGAAAGAACACGCCGGAUCCAUUUUGCAACGGGCAAAAGAGUGGGUGUCGGGAACGGGCCAUCAAGCUCAAGAGACGGCCCAACAAGCUAAAGAUUCUGCCUCUGAAGGAGCCCAACAGACUAGAGAAGGAACCGAAGAUGCCGCUAGACGAGCUCAGCAAGAAUCCGAAUCGUUGAUUGAGAAAGCCAAGGAUUGGAUAUCCGGAACUGGUGAACAUGUUAAAGGCAAAGCCAAACAAGCUGGGGAUUCCAUUAGCGAUACGGCCCAUCAAGCGAAAGAUUCCGCUUCCGGGGCUGCCCAUCAGUUGAAAGAAGGAGCUGAAAAUGUUGGCGAAAGAGGAAACGAGGAAGCUGGAUCGUUGUUCCAUCGGGCCAAAGAAUGGAUUUCUGGAGCAGGUGAUCAGGCCAAAGAAAGUGCCCAUCAAGCAGGUGAUCAAGCCUCCCAAUCGGCCCAGCAAGCCAAAGACGCUGCUUCGCGAGCAGGUAGCCAAGUGAAAGAAGGAGCCCGGGAUGCUGGAAAUCAAGGCAAAGAGAAAGCCGAAACUGUUUUCGAACAAGUGAAAGACUGGGUUACGGGAACUGGCAGCGAAGCGAUGGAUAAAGCCCAGCAAUCUGGUGAAAUGGCCAAGGAAAGAGCUCGUAAUCUGAAAGAAGGAACUAAAGAUGCUGGAAACCGAGGUGUAGACGAAGCUGGAAAUCUGCUGGAGCGAGCCAAGGAUUGGGUGGCCGGAACUGGCGAACAAGCUAAAGAGAAAGCCCAGCAAGCUGGCGGAUCAAUCAGCGACAAAGCCCAUCAGGUGAAGGAAGGAACCCAAGAUACUGCGCACCAGGGCAAAGAACAUGCCGAGUCGCUGUUGCAUCGCGCUAAAGAAUGGAUCACCGGAACUGGCGAACAGGCUAAAGAAACAGCCCAGCAGGCCGGCGAUACUGUUGCAGACUCGACCCGAAGAGCCCGGGAUACCGCUGCUGAUACUGCUCAUCAAGCGAAAGACAAAAUCUCUGGCGCUGCGGAACAAGGUAAAGAGAAGGCUGGAUCGGUUUACGAGCAAGCUAAAGACUGGGUGGCGGGCACACGGGACUCGGCAGAAGAAACGGCCCAGCAGGCCAGAGACAAAGCGUCUGAAGCUGCUGAACAAGGUAAAGAAAAGGCUGGAUCGGUGUUUGAGAAAGCCAAGGACUGGGUUACUGGCACACGGGACUCAGCAGAGGAAACGGCCCAACAGGUUAAAGACAAAGCAUCAGGAUUGUACGAUCAGGCUGGACAGACUAUCAAAGACAAGACGGGCCAAGUUCGUGACGACUCACGCGAAUCAAUGGAACAGGCGAAAGAUUCGGCUCCCGGAGUUGGUCACAAAAUCGAACAUGCCAUUCAUGGAUUGAUGGAAAAACUGCAUCUCGAACCACAUCAUCACGAUCAACCAUCUGUGGUGGUCAACGAGCCCAGACAGGAGAGAGCCGGAUCCCUUCUUCCGGGUGCAGAUGCUUCAAUGGAGCAAGAACUUGGAUCGAGUCAAUCAAUUGAGGAUGCCAAGUCUAGUGCUGAGAGACCUUCUACCUUUGCCAAGUUGAAGAAGCACGUCACUGGGCUCUUCAGCUCAAAUGAGGAGUUUGAGCCGAAUGAAGAUGCUUUGUCAGACACCACACUGUUGGAGGAUCGAGUGGCCAUAUAAGAUGUCAAAGAUUUCAUCAUCGAUUAUUAUUAAUUAAGAAAGAAAACAAUUUUGAUUUCCUCUAGUUUAUAGUUCAUAUUUUUAAACGAGUCAUUGUGUUAACAAGGAAAAUGUGUGUAAUACACGAACUUGAAAAGAUA
This is a messenger RNA of Daphnia pulicaria, 2048 nucleotides long. Its product is annotated as late embryogenesis abundant protein At3g53040-like. NCBI's taxonomy places the organism in Eukaryota, Metazoa, Arthropoda, Branchiopoda, Diplostraca, Daphniidae. The record is from RefSeq and is a predicted model, not a curated record. The coding region runs from base 1 to 1908 and encodes 635 amino acids. The transcript is spliced from 4 exons.